This is a messenger RNA of Closterium sp. Naga37s-1, 2646 nucleotides long. NCBI's taxonomy places the organism in Eukaryota, Viridiplantae, Streptophyta, Zygnematophyceae, Desmidiales, Closteriaceae. The record is from the annotation of a GenBank genome assembly.
AUGCGCCAGUCGACCGGGGCUUUGGUGGCGGUGGAUGAAAAGGGCGUGGCUUUCGAGCUCGCGGGCGAGUUGAGUCCCAACGAGAUAUGCGUCCACGAGGAUUGUCUUCUCUGGUCCCCCGAAGUCCAUUUCACCAAGGGUCGGUUCAUGAACGUGCAGAAGGAGCUGCGGCGGUCGGGCGGCCUCUAUUGCACCGUGUGCGGCGGGCGCGGCGCUGCGCUGGGGUGCCGCGUCCCCGCGUGCCGACACACGUACCACGUGCCGUGCGCGCGACGCACUCCCGGCUGCCACUUCGACGAAGACGCCUACGUGCUCUCCUGCCCGCAACACCCGCCCGUGGGCGCCAAACCGAAGAAACUCAAGCGCAAGCAGCCGUCCCCGCCGGCGGCGGCGCCGCAUGCGGACGAAUCGGACGAGGAGGAGGAGGCGGGGAACGCGCAGGAUGCGCGGCGGGGGAAGGAGGACGCCCGCGCGCCCCCCGUUGCGGGGAAGAACCAGAGGCGCGCGCGGACUGGCGCAGGGGGGAGGGGCGCGGGGGCCGGGGGGAGAAAGGCUUCCGCGCAGGGGUCGGAUACAGUGGCGCCCGAGGUUCCUGUAAAGAAGGAUGUGACUACAAAGGGCGCUGUCAAGGACGUGACCAUGAAGGAUGUGACUAUGAAGGGCGUAGCGGCCAUGAAAAGCAAAUAUGACGAUAUGGCAUGUGUGGCGAAAGCAUCAGCUCCUAUAGCCAAGGUUCCUGUGACAAAGGAUGGGACUAUGAAGGGUGUGACUAUGAAGGAUGACGCUGCAGUGGGGAAGAAGACAGAAGAGAGCGUGGGCAAGGAGCGCAGAUCGGUUGAGAGAGAAGUUAAUGCCACAAAGAAGGACAAGGGAAAGGGAGUAGCAGAGGGGGACCGUGAGCAGGACACAGGAAGAGCCGUCAUCCUUGGAGUGCCAAACGCAAUGGCUCCCUGUAGUAGCAGCAAGAGAGGGCAUCCCUGUCCUAAUGAUUUAUCCCCCAAGGCUCUGGGUAGCGUCGCUUCUGUUGCUCUUGCUGACGAUGCUCCGACGAAGCUGAAUCCGCAGGCUCGGGUGACUACUAAAGCGGAUAGCGAAGCAGUCUUUAAGGUGCCUCAACCAGUGGUUAAAGUGCCUCAGCCUGGUGCCUCAGAGAAAGGGAAGGAGGGUGAGAAGGGAGAGAAGAGAGAGGGGGGGAAGGAGGUGAGGGAAGUUGAAGCUGCUUUUGAAGAGGAUAUAGUAAAGGAAGGGAGGGGCAAGGAGAUUGGGAAGAAAAAUGAAUCGGCAGCAGCAGUUGGUGCUGCUGCUGCUGCUGCUGCUGCUACUGCUGUCGGUGGUGCCGAAGUGGCUGUGAGCAUUGGAGCAAGCCAGGGGGUUGCAGUGACAGGAGGCACUUCUUCUUGCUCGAGAAACAGCGGCAAGCCUCCCAGCAAGCCAGGGGUUACAGUGACAGGGGAUGCCUUCUCUUGCUCUAGGAGCAGCAGCAAGCCUCCCAGGUAUGGGAAUGGGAUGUGUGGUAAGAUGCAUGGUGGUAUGGGGCCAUGGAGAGAUGCUGCUGCUGAUGGUGCUGGCGAAGUGGCUGUGGACAUUGGAGCAAGCCAGGGGGUUGCAGUGACAGGGGACGCCUUCUCUUGCUCUAGGAACAGCAGCAAGCCUCCCAGGUAUGGGAAUGGGAUGUGUGGUGCUACGGGGCUAUGGAGCGAUGCUACUGCUGCUGGUGUUGGCGAAGUGGCUGUGGGCAUUGGAGCUACGCAGGUAGCAGCAGUGACAGGGGACGGCUCUUCUUGCUCGAGGAACAGCGGCAAGCCUCCCAGUCAGUGGGUUCUGUGCGGGUCAGCCCUCGAUUCAGCCUCCAAGGCCCGCCUGGUCAAGUUUGCUAACGCAAUGGGCGCACAGCUGACGUCAGAGUGGAGUCCACGUGUCACCCACCUAUUGGUUGGCACGGAUUCCGAGGGGAAGGCACGGAGGACGCUCAAGAUGGUGAUGGCGAUCCUGCACGGGCAGUGGGUGCUCAGCAGCAAGUGGUUACCAUCCUCUCCCACCGCGGCCUCUCCCACUGAUGGGCCCGCCGAGGGCCCAUUCGAGGUGCUCUGUGACUCACAUGACGAGUCUGGCGGGGCUACACGCGGCAGGCUGCACUAUGCGCCCAUGGCGAAGGGCUGCCCUUCACCGCCUCCCCUCUUUGCCAGCAUCACGGCGGUGUUUCUGGAAGGCGGAUUCGCCACCCCUUCCUUUGCUGACGUGGCAAGCAUUCUCCAGUGCGGAGGAGGCACUGUGAUCCCAAGCAGCGCUCUUCACUCCCCCACAGCCAAGACCCUUCUUGCUGCCUUCUCCAACCCCUCCAACAACACCCCCACUGCUUCCGCCGCCGCCGCCGCUGCUCCUGCUGCUCCUGCUGACAUCCGGAAGGACGAAGACAGGUCUCAGGGCUGUCAGAGGCAUGGAGAGACGAAGAUCCUGUUGGUGGUGUAUGCUGAUGUUCCUGCGAAUACGCCCUUGGUGUCUGGUAAGAUGCGGCGGGAACUGGCGCUGGUGGAGAAGCGGAGGGAAGCUGCUAGGCAAUUGUGGAAGGAGGUUGGGGCUCGUGCAUGUGUGACGCAUAACUGGAUUGUUGACUCGGCUGCUGGGUUUGAGCUCAAGGCACUUUAG